Molecule: messenger RNA, 1279 nt
Organism: Zymoseptoria tritici IPO323
Lineage: Eukaryota; Fungi; Ascomycota; Dothideomycetes; Mycosphaerellales; Mycosphaerellaceae
Exons: 2
Coding region: 488-1279 (263 amino acids)
Molecular function (GO): nucleosome binding; histone binding
Source: RefSeq, a predicted model, not a curated record
CUCCGCAUGGUCGCAAAACGUUCAGAACGCCUUUCAAAGCAAUACAGACCUUGCAGCAAGAAUCAUCGACGUGGCGCAACGACAUCAAGGAGAACUCCCAGCAUUAUUCGGCGACAUCGCCAAGCACAUUCUUUCAUCAACGCCGGCCGCUCCAUCAGCGAGCAAGAAACGGAAGUUGGACGAAUCAAGUCAGGCAGUUCAAAACGGGACCAGUACCGGAAUCUCGAACCCAGUGAUAUCAUUCGAGUGCAAAAACGUCAGCUUUGCCGUACCCGCAAGGAAGAAGUUGAAACUCCAACUCGUUGCGGACAAUGCAGACGCCAAUAGGAAAGAAGUUCGAGUACUGAAUCAGCAAACGAACGAUGUCGAGUACUCCAUCUCGAAUACACAGAUCGAGCAGGCGUUCUGUCUGCCGGUCCCUGAGAAGCAACAGCGGCAAUGGAACUUCGUGAUCUUUCCUCAAAACGGUGCGACGACUGCAGAGGGUAUGCCAUGUGAGCAGAUGGUGUUCACUUUGAAUGAGACCAAGCCGGAUGAUGCUAGCUCAGCGAGUCGAGCGGUGGUUGAGGGAGACACUUAUGUUUCGGUCACGGAGCCAGAGAUGAACCAGCUUUUGCAACCGCUUGGCAAACGUGUCGUGAAGCCGACCGAGGCCGAAUUCUCGAGCAGCAUACCGCAGUCGCAUCGAAAAGGAGAGAAGGCAUAUCAUGUAAAGUCUCACAGAGGGACAAAAGAGGGCUACCUCUUCUUCCUCUCCAACGGCAUCGUCUUCGGCUUCAAGAAACCCCUAUCCUUCUUCCCAUUCUCCGUCAUUGAAUCCAUCAGCUACACAUCCGUCCUGCAACGAACAUUCAACCUUGUGAUAACAUCCAACGAAGGUGACAGUGCCGAGACCCAGGACACCGAAUUCAGCAUGAUCGAUCAAGCCGACUUUGGCGGUAUCGACGAGUACGUCAAGCGACACGGAUUGAACGACGCCUCGCUGGCCGCGAAUAGGCGGGCUAAGGCAUAUAACGUCAACAAGACCAAGGCAGAAGUGAAUGGUGAUGCAGGCGGUGCUGAGAAUGGUGUCGAGGGAGAGGAGUCAGAACUGGCGAAAGCCGAGCAGGCGCUCCAAGACGCCGAGGAUGAGGAGGAAGAGGACUACGAGGCUUCGGGCGGGGAGAGCGAGGGCGAGUACAGUGAUGAGGACGAUGAAGAUGGCGAGGAGUAUGGUGAUGAGGUCGAUGAAGAGGGCGGCGACGAGGUGGAGCACGACGAGGACGCCCUUGAGGAGUAG